Messenger RNA from Tachyglossus aculeatus (Australian echidna), 2745 nucleotides. RefSeq names its product poly(ADP-ribose) polymerase family member 9 (gene PARP9). Gene Ontology annotation, molecular function: transcription corepressor activity; ubiquitin-like protein ligase binding. Gene Ontology annotation, biological process: negative regulation of gene expression; positive regulation of type II interferon-mediated signaling pathway. NCBI's taxonomy places the organism in Eukaryota, Metazoa, Chordata, Mammalia, Monotremata, Tachyglossidae. The record is from RefSeq and is a predicted model, not a curated record. Gene Ontology annotation, cellular component: nucleus; cytoplasm.
CGGAACCCUCCGGAAUCCACUGAAAAACACCCAGAAUCCUCGGACACCCCGGCCCAAUCCACUGGAAUCCCCCCAGAAUCCACUGAAAAGCAUCCCCGGAAUCCUCUGAAACUCCCUGGAAUCCACAGAAACGCCCCUGGAGUCCACUGCAACUUUCUGGACUCCUCUGGAACCCACCAGAAUCCACUGAAACACACCUGGAAUCCUCGGACACGGCCCCCAAUCCAGUGAAAUCCCCCCAGAAUCCACUGAAAAGCAUCCCCGGAAUCCUCUGAAACUCCCUGGAAUCCACAGAAACGCCCCUGGAGUCCACUGAAACUUUCUGGACUCCUCUGGAACCCGCCAGAAUCCACUGAAACACACCCAGAAUCCUCGGACACCCCUCCCCAAUCCACUGGAAUCCCCCCAGAAUCCACUGAAAAGCAUCCCCGGAAUCCUCUGAAAUUCCCUGGAAUCCACAGAGACGCCCCUGGAGUCCACUGAAACUUUCUGGACACCUCUGGAACCCGCCAGAAUCCACUGAAACACACCCAGAAUCCUCGGACACGCCCCCCAAUCCACUGGAAUCCCCCCAGAAUCCCCUGAAAAGCAUUCCCGGAAUCCUCUGAAACUCCCUGGAAUCCACAGAGACGCCCCUGGAGUCCACUGAAACUUUCUGGACACCUCUGGAACCCACCAGAAUCCACUGAAACUUUCUGGACUCCUCUGGAAUCAUCUGGAAUCCACUUGAAACGCCCCCAGAAUCCACUGAAAUUCUCCAGGAUCCAGGGAGGCGCCUUCCGGAAUCCUCUAAACGCUCCCCCCACGUCCCCCUGAACCCCUUCCUCUUUCCCGGUGCCCCCCAGCCCAGAAUGGCCACCUCAGGCCUGGCUCUGCUCCCCUUGUUGGAAGCCCGCACGGAGGCUGGGGCUGCCAGAACCUUCUGGAAUUCCAGUCCAGAGCACGCAGAUCUCAAGGGACAAGAGAAGGUGGACAUUGCGCUGGCCGCCCGGGAACAGGCCGCCCUGGACCAGAGUUGGGGCCUCCUCGCCGACCUCUUCCACUCCAAGUUCGGCUGCGUCCUGGUGGCGACCCCGGCCCCGUCGGAGGCGUCCAGCCCAGUGUACCGGACGACGCUGCCGGGGGGCACGGAGCUGACCGUCUGGAAGGCGGACCUGACCCGCCAUGCGGCGGACGCGGUGGUCAACGCGGCCAACGGGCAGCUGCAGCACCACGGGGGCCUGGCCGCGGCCCUGGCCCGGGCCGGGGGGGCGGAGGUGACCGAGGAGAGCGAGGCCUGGGUGCGAAAGUACGGCCUGGUCCCCACGGGCGGCUUCGCGGUCACGGGCCCGGGCCGGCUGGGCUGCCGCGUGCUGCUCCACGCCGUGGGGCCUGUCUGGUCGCCCGCCACCCCGGAUCUGUGCGCCCAGCAGCUCCGAAGGGUGGUGGGCCGGGUCCUGGACUACGCCGACCGUCCGGCCCGGGGGCUGAGGUCGCUGGCCUUGCCCGCCAUCAGCUCCGGCAUCUUCGGCUUCCCGCCGGAUCGCUGCGCCUGGGAGAUCGUGGACGUCGUGGACGCCUUCUUCGCCGGGGGCCGCAGGGGGGGCGGGGGUCUGCGCGAGGUGCACCUCGUGAGCAACGAGGACACCACGGUGGACGCCCUGCGGAAGGCGGCCGAGGCCCGGCUGGGCCCCGGGCGCCCGGGCCGGGCCCGCGAGGCCUUCAGGACGGAGGAGCAGAGCCCGCGCCGGGCCCCGGCGGGACAGGGAGGGCAGCGUGGCGGAGGGGUCGCCGGGCCGCGGCUGGAGCUGACGGGGCCCGGCGUGGAGGUGCGCGAGGCGGCGGCCUGGCUGCGGAGGCUCCUGGCGGGCCUGGGGGGCGAAGGCCACGACGGCCACGUGGUCCUGGAAGACCCCCUGCUCCUCUGUCUGGGGGCGGCGGAGCACGCGGCCCUGGGGCGGCUGCAGGCCUCGGCCGGCGUGCUGAUGACCGAGCACGUGGGCCGCGGCGGGGCCCGGCUGGUGGUCACCGCGGCCGGAGGGGCCGGCGAAGGCCUGGUCACCGCCGCGCUGGGCAUCGAGCGCCUGCUGGGCGACGCGAGGAGGGAGUGGAUCCGGGAGAAGGAGGACCAGCUGUGGAAACUGGCCGGUUUCCAGCCCCGCGCCCCGGCGGGAGACCGGAAGUUUCUGGAGGCGGUUGAGGCUUCGAAGCAAGAAUUCAGGGAUCGGAAGAAGCAUUUCAAGAAGGCCGGGUUACAGGUCCUCAAGGUGGAGAGGGUGGAAAACGAGGUCCUGGAGGCGGCUUUCCAGCAGAGGAAGACUCUGGUGUCCGGACAGAAGGGCGCCUGGGCCCACACCAAGAGGCUCUACCAGCCCGUGCCAUGGUUUACCCGCAAUCUGGUGCCCAGGAUCGGCUUCCAGAGGCUGCUGACCGGGCCCCCGGAGCCGCGGCUGGGGGACGGCAUCUACUUCGUCCAGGACCCGGCCCAGCUGGCGGCGGGCGGGCCGUGGGGGCCACCGUCGGGCGCGGACGUCCUGGCCCACGUGUUCGAGGCCGACGUACUGACCGGCGGGUCCGGCCCCGGCCAGGAGACCUUGAUGACCGCCCCCGCGGGCUGCCACAGUGUGACCGACGGCGCGGGCACCUUCGUGGUCUUCUGUCCCACCCAGGCCCUGCCUCGCUACCUGCUGACCUGCGCCCGGGCCCGCCCCGGGCCCUGACCCUCGGACCCUCGGUGGAAAGAGCCCGGGCUUGAGAGGUCGUGGG